AUGCUCAUAAUUUUGGAUAUGGUAUCUCAUGUUGUGCAAAUAGAAUACCGAUUACGCAGAUUAGGAGAUAUAGUCGAGAAAUUCGAUAGAAACAGUAAAGAUGUAUCAAACUUGGUCACGGUAAGUUGGCGUGCCAGUUUUGAAGCAACAAGAUUAGACAAAUUGAAAAUUUUUAAUGCAAGGGCUGAAAAUGGUGUAAAGACACCUGAUGAAAUUAUUUUGUUAUGUCAAUGUUAUUUGAUGUUGAUUAAGCAAACUGAGUUUAUAAACACUAUGUUUGGAUUCAGAACAGGCUUCAAUAUAAUGCUGAUUCUGUCAACCACACUUAUCUUCCUGGUUAUCUGCUCCAAUAUCCAUAUUUUGGCUAAUCGAUGCGAGAAGGUUUAUAGACAGAACGAUCGUAUCAUUGAAAUCAUCGAUGAUUUGAUUAUAUAUGGAAAAGUCAGUAAGUAG
Messenger RNA from Hyposmocoma kahamanoa, 453 nucleotides. RefSeq lists its product as uncharacterized. The transcript has 2 exons. The coding region runs from base 1 to 453 and encodes 150 amino acids. The record is from RefSeq and is a predicted model, not a curated record. Lineage: Eukaryota; Metazoa; Arthropoda; Insecta; Lepidoptera; Cosmopterigidae.